GGCAGAUGACCAAAAAUUUAGAACAUUAGUUUCCGAAUCCAUGGUUUCUUUUUUUGCAUUAGUUCGAUUAUGAUUGGAGGAUCAUAAUGAUGAAUUCAGUUUUCUUGUUGCCUAGUAAACAGAAAAUUUGAAUCUUGCUAUAUAUAUGUGUGUAAGGCGUGUAAGGAUUCUUCGAUUAUUAGUGCAUACCCGUUAAUUCACUAAGCCUAUCGAAUUUUCAUACAUAUAAGAACAUUGAGCAGUUUUUUUGAAAAUUUAUAAACACAACAGUCCAACUUAAAAUAAGUCAUUACUGUUAUUCGAAACUAUAAGUGGAUAUUCUGUACCUGUCUCAAAUAUCUUCAGCUACCCAUCUGAAAUUCAUUUUCUGUAUCUAUAUACAAUAAAUAUGGGCAACUCAAUGGGUAGUUGAAAUGAUCUUUAUUACUGAGAUUCUGGAACUCUUGUCUCCUCAGUCUAAUGAACAGUUUCAUUACAGCUAAUCUAAUACAUGUACGAUUGAAUUGAGAGCGGUAUUUAACUAAUAUUUCUGCACUUUUGAUGACCUUGACAAAAAGUAAAUCUGAAAGCCACUAAAAAGAUAACCACUGGUUUUCAAAUUUGUCGUUUUAAGGGUGUUAGGCAUAAAACCAUUUGAAAAUGUUCAUAUUACAUUUUUCAACAAUAUCAUAGUGAAGAACUAUGUCACAUGGUAAAGUAUAUUAUAAUUAAAGACUAUAGACAGUUAGUUGGAUUCUGGAUGAUACUUAUAUAUGGCAAUCAUGAAUCCCCUUCUCAUUUCAGCUAUGAAAACUAUAUUAUUCAGAGUGAAAGUGUAAGAGGAACAUGAUAUGGUUUUACCAAACGUGAUUAAGGUAAAAACAGGUAAGCUUCAUCCAAAAAGUUUUGGAAGACAAAUGAGGAAUAUGUUACCUACCACGAUAUAUGUAUGCAGUUUAUAUGACUAGUUGAACAUUGGUGAGUUUCAAUUGAGUUUACUGAUGCAAGGUCAAGAUUCAGGCAUCUACGGUUGUACGAAUGCAUCAUAGAGCUAAGUUUAUAAAAGCCUCUGUGAAUCCCGGACGACCAGUGAUGUAAACGAGACAGUUAAUCAUGAUCCGCCCAGUUGUCCAGAAAUGUCAAAUUCCGAAACAUUCCCUGUCGUGGGUUCAAAUCCCACUGUUCCUGAAACGUGUACAGACAGUGAUGUACCCAGCUCACAGGAAGAUCUCUCAUUAAAUGCUCAUAAAUUAAUUGCAGUACCCGCCCACAACGGAACAGGGAACAAAUCGUGCAGUACACUGAAUCCAGCUGUUUCAAAUGGUCCUCAUUAUUCAACAACAGGAGAUUCGGACGAAUCUUAUUAUCUAGAUCCUCUUGUACCAGAAAAUGUGUUAGAUGCAUCAAAUGAUGAUCAGAAAUCUAAUACAAUUUUGAUAGAUGUUGAUUAUCUCAGUGAUCAACUGUUUACAAAUGAGAUUUUCAACAAAUCCCAUGAUAAUGUUCCAGAAGAAUCAAACGUUGAUGACCUCAUAUCAAGCGACAUUGUUCCCCACUAUUUAAUCAUUUUCAGUGACUUCUCUGUUCAAUCUGACAAUUAUGUGUUAAAUAAAUUCAAAUUAAUUUUGACUUGGGGGUAUGAGGACCCAACAUUAUUUCGUGGGGGAGGAUGAACCCAGAAAAUUUCAAAAUCCGGAUAUCAACUCCGGAUCUUCAAAAAAAAGGGGAGGUGUUGUGGAUGCGGAGGAAUAGACCAAUAAUUAUCAUGUUAAGUCCAAUGGUGUCCUUGGACUUUAAAUGGACAUUUCCUAUUGGUCGAUAUCUGUUCACUUGUUGAAUAUUGUACAAAAUGUUGUUUUCUAUUUUAUGGUACGAUGUGUUAUGCUUGAUUGGUAUAUAAACAAAGUAUGUUUGAAAUAUAAUGAUUCAUAUCUCCGAGGUUGUGACUUGUGUUCUGGACUCAACUAACUGGGCUAGACAGGGAAGCGAGACCAAUCGAGACUCUAGGCCGUCCGUUCGUGUUUACGUGUCACUGUAAUCGAUCGAUAAGUACGCUGCUCUCUAAUUUUCCAGUCAAGGAAACAACAAUUAGCACAGGGUAAAAAUCGACCGCAACUUAAAGCCAUAACAGUUCUUGAAGGAUUUUAGAAACUUUUGAAAAGAAAUAACCAUUUGAAAUUUUUUUUAUAAUGGAUU
This is a messenger RNA of Schistosoma haematobium, 2175 nucleotides long. RefSeq lists its product as uncharacterized. Bases 1116 to 1652 code for a protein of 178 amino acids. The record is from RefSeq and is a predicted model, not a curated record. Lineage: Eukaryota; Metazoa; Platyhelminthes; Trematoda; Strigeidida; Schistosomatidae. The transcript is spliced from 3 exons.